Messenger RNA from Drosophila albomicans, 2576 nucleotides. RefSeq names its product serine/threonine-protein kinase Nek8. Gene Ontology annotation, molecular function: ATP binding; protein kinase activity. The record is from RefSeq and is a predicted model, not a curated record. Gene Ontology annotation, biological process: protein phosphorylation. NCBI's taxonomy places the organism in Eukaryota, Metazoa, Arthropoda, Insecta, Diptera, Drosophilidae. The transcript is spliced from 8 exons.
CCAAAAUAGAUAGUUUAGCUGCAGUUCGAUUUUUGGUGGCGGUCAUGAAGCAGUUCCGCAACAAGGCCAACUCCUUGCCCAUCUUCAAUGGUCGCAUAACAGACACCACUACGCUGACCACCACCUCACUCCAGCUGCCUCUGGCUGGGGCUCAAAAAAAGUGCGGCGCUCGCAAGCUAGCUACUCGGGUACUGCCCUCAGUGUUCACCAUAACAGACGGACAAACUACGGCAGCUGCACCGAGCACAUCUCUUGCAGAGGCCAUGUCUAGCAGCCAUUUGUCGCCGCAGUCGCCGGAGCAACAGUCAGAGCUUCAGCAGCUGUCUGUGCCCAAAGAAGCGCUCAACAUAGCCGGCACGGAGUUGGCCAACUAUGAGAAGGUGCGCGUCGUAGGUCAGGGCUCCUUUGGCAUUGCCAUUCUCUACAGACGCAAGUUCGAUGGCCAUCACAUCGUGUUCAAACAGAUCAAUCUGAGUGAAUUAUCGCCCCCGGGUCGCGAUCUGGCCAUGAACGAGGUGGAGGUCUUCUCGAAGCUACAUCAUCCCAACAUUGUCAGCUAUCUGGGCAGCUUCAUCAAAGACAACACGUUGCUCAUUGAAAUGGAGUACGCCGAUGGUGGCACCUUGGCUCACAUAAUUGCUGAGCGUCAGGGAAAGCAACACUUCCCAGAGCGCUACAUCAUUGCUGUAUUUGAGCAGAUCUCCAGCGCCAUCAACUACAUGCACUCGGAGAACAUACUGCAUCGUGAUCUUAAAACGGCCAAUGUUUUCCUCAACAAGCGUGGCAUCGUCAAGAUCGGUGACUUUGGCAUCUCCAAGAUCAUGAACACCAAGAUACAUGCACAGACUGUGUUGGGUACGCCUUACUACUUCAGUCCCGAAAUGUGUGAGGGCAAGGAGUACGACAACAAGAGCGACAUCUGGGCAUUGGGAUGCAUUCUGGGUGAGUUGUGCUGUCUUAAGAAGACCUUUGCCGCCUCCAAUCUAUCCGAGCUGGUUACCAAGAUCAUGGCCGGUUCCUACACCCCGGUGCCUAAUGGCUACACCUCGGGUCUGCGCAGCCUAAUGGCCAAUCUGCUUCAGGUGGAAGCCUCUCGACGUCCUACGGCGUCUGAGGUGCUGGUGUAUUGGAUACCGCUGAUCUUUCGCAGUCUAGGCAAAAACAAGGGCUAUUCAUAUGAGGACGGUCUCGGUGGCAAUGCCAGUCUGCUCUCGGCUCCCACCUCGCUCUUCACUAGCUGUAGUAAUUUGGCCAUGGAGCUGCCCACAGCCCAAACCGAGACCAGGAAACUGAUGAGCGCUGAGACUGUGGCACCCAAUGAGAUCAUUGAGAAGCGUUCUGUGCUCUACCAGCUUAAGUCCUUUGGCAACAGCUUCAGCAUGAGUCCGAUUCAGCUGCCGCCUAAGGCAGUCAUCGUCUGCGUCACCAUGAGCGAGUCUCACUUUGUAGUCAUCAACGAUGAUGGAUCCGCUUACGCCUGGGGCGAAGGAAUCCACGGCCAGCUGGGCCUAACCUCACUGGAAACCUGGAAGCACUAUCCGGGAUUGGUGCAGAGUGUGCGGAACUAUCAUCUGGUUAGCGCAUGUGCUGGCGAAGGCUUCACUGUUUUCCUCACGCAGUCGGGCAAUCUGCUGAGCUGCGGCAGUAACAUGCAUUAUGCCUUGGGCCACGAGGAGCAGAAGAACUACUACAGUCCCAAGUUGGUGGCCAAGUUGGCUGAUGUCCGCAUUGAACAGAUUGCCGCUGGACUACAUCAUGUCAUCGCUCUGAGCCGCGAGGGCGCCGUCUAUGUCUGGGGCACCAGUAUUCAUGGUGCUCUCGGUCUGGGUAACUAUCAGCAACAGCUAAAGCACCCGCAGAAGGUGCUGCUGUCCCAUGUGAAGAGCAAGCCCUUAAGGAUCUACUGCGGGCCGGACACUUCUGCUGUGCUUUUUACUAAUGGGGAACUGCACGCCUGUGGUAACAACAACUACAACAAGCUGGGUUUCAGCCGUCCCGCUAAGAUCACAGCAUUCAAAAAGAUUCAACUGCCCCACAAGGUACUGAAAGCCAGUUUCUCGUCCAGCCACUCUGUGUUUCUCGUCGAGGGAGGUUACGUCUACACCAUGGGCAGAAAUAAGGAAGGUCAGCGUGGCAUACGGCACUGCAAUGCCGUGGAGCAGCCGACUCUCGUGGAAUCCAUGCGUGCGCGCUAUAUUGUGAAUGCCAACUGCAAUGAUCAGUGCACCAUUGUAGCCUCCGAGGACAAUAUCAUCACGGUGUGGGGCACUCGCAAUGGACUGCCCGAGAUCGGGUCUAGCAACAGCGGUCUAGGGCUUGAGGUCUGCACACCGAAUGCGGAGCUGGAACUGGGCAACAACACGGCUGCCUUCACCAACUUCUUGGCCUCCGUCUACAAGUCCGAGCUGAUUACAGAGCCCAUCGACAUUUUGGCUUUGUACUCCUCCAAGGAUCAAUGCGAACGUGGCUACUAUGUCCAGGUGACGGAUAUCUUUCCCCUAGCCCACAGCGUGCUUGUCAUGGUGGACACCACCACGCCGCUUAUUUCCUCUUACGAGGGAUAAUUCCCCGCAUAA